This is a messenger RNA of Anolis carolinensis (green anole), 4360 nucleotides long. RefSeq names its product spindlin 1 (gene spin1). Gene Ontology annotation, biological process: gamete generation. The transcript has 6 exons. Bases 312 to 1100 code for a protein of 262 amino acids. NCBI's taxonomy places the organism in Eukaryota, Metazoa, Chordata, Lepidosauria, Squamata, Anolidae. The record is from RefSeq and is a predicted model, not a curated record.
CCGAGGGGCCAAGCGGCGGUGGCGAAGCCUCUGCAGCACUGGCACCCCCGCCGACGCCGCCACCCCGCCCGGGCGGAGGCGGAGGUGGCGGAGGAGCAGCGGCGGAGGAGGCGGCGGCGACGAAGGGCCCUCGGGAGGCAGAAUAUAUUCAUUGAAAGUGAAUCUACUAAGAUUGUGGGGAAGAGAGUCCUGGUUUGGAGUCUGGACUGUUGUAUCUGUUACUCUAAGACUGAGAAGGACUUUACAGCAUCCCCUAGAACUGGAUUUUCACCCUAGUUUGGCAGCUUUGCUGCUCACAUAAAUACUGAUGAAUGAAGACCCCCUUUGGAAAGGCACCAGGUCAGCGAUCCAGAGCUGAUGCAGGGCAUGCCGGUGUGUCUGCUAGCAUGAUGAAGAAGAGAGCUUCCCACAAAAAGCAUCGAAACAACAUGGGACCAAGCAAACCAAUGUCUCAACCCAGAAGAAACAUUGUAGGCUGCAGAAUACAACAUGGAUGGAAAGAAGGGAGUGGACCUGUAACACAGUGGAAAGGAACAGUCCUGGACCAGGUUCCUGUAAAUCCUUCUCUUUAUCUUAUUAAAUACGAUGGAUUUGAUUGUGUCUAUGGACUAGAACUGCACAAAGAUGAGAGGGUUUCGGCACUUGAAGUCCUUCCAGAUAGAGUUGCCUCAUCUCGAAUCAGUGAUGCCCACCUGGCAGAUACAAUGAUUGGCAAAGCAGUGGAACAUAUGUUUGAAACAGAAGAUGGUUCAAAAGAUGAAUGGAGGGGAAUGGUUUUGGCUCGAGCACCUAUAAUGAACACAUGGUUUUAUAUUACCUAUGAAAAGGAUCCUGUCUUAUACAUGUAUCAACUUUUAGAUGACUACAAAGAAGGCGAUCUCCGUAUAAUGCCUGAUUCCAAUGAUUCGCCGCCAGCCGAACGGGAACCUGGUGAAGUUGUGGACAGCCUAGUGGGAAAACAAGUGGAAUAUGCCAAAGAAGAUGGCUCAAAAAGGACUGGCAUGGUCAUUCAUCAAGUGGAAGCCAAACCCUCAGUCUAUUUCAUCAAAUUUGAUGAUGAUUUCCAUAUUUAUGUUUAUGAUUUGGUGAAGACAUCCUAGACACCAUUCAAACUUUUGCCAAACUUGUGGAACUUCAAUGUAAAAUUUGUAGACACAAAAGACUUAACUGCUUUCCAGUUUAUUUGAAAGCUUAAAUGUCCCUGCGAGCCCACAAUCUCUGCCAGGAAAACUAUUCCAUUGUGAACUGUACAAAUAGACUUCUAUGUGAACAUGACACAUUUUGUGUAGGGGAACUCCUUUUCUUGAAGGAAGUCUCCUGGUUUGGGGCGGUAUGUGGAUGAAGUUAGGAAAAACAGCAGCUGCAAAUUCAAGCUGUGUAAGCGGAUCUAGCAGUGUAAUCAUGGAUUUGAUUCCCCUCCUCCCCCCAGUUAUAACUUUUCUGCAGCUUCUCACUUAACUGUUCAACUGCCACAUGCAAAUGUUUCUUGGUAUUAUAUUGCUUUCAUAUGUGUAACAUUAAGUUUUCUUGUCCGGCAGUCCUUGUUUCCAGAGUUUGGGCAGAAAUGAAUAUAAAAUAUUUAAAGCAGUGUUAAGGAGUGCCUAACCCAAUUAACAUCUUUGUACUCCAUUCAGGUUAGUAGAUAAGCUACUUUUACAUUUUAGUUACAGAAAGUAGAACAUUGAAUAACUGUUUCACUGUUGAUGAGAAAAUGCAGAGCAAGAGCCCAUAUUGGCAAAUGUAGGAUCUGGUCAAACUAAGUAAAACACUAAUGCCUUCAGUUCUAAAUGUUGGAGGGACUUCUGUUUCUUUAGUAGAACUCAGGUGCUUGGUGCCAUAUCAGUUUAAUCAUUCGUGUAAUAUUGAAGGAGUUCUACAUGGCAACUACUGGGUGUUUCCAUAUCAAGGCUAGCAACCUAGAUUACUUGUGUGUGGACUGAAACAUGUUUCAUGUAAAGACAAACCUUACAAAAGAGUCCUCAUACAUUAAAACUUGUGUUGCAGAGAAGGAAAAUCAUUUGUUGCCUUCUGUUUUGAUCUGUUGCAUUCCUUUGUAUUUAAUAGUGUUUUGUUAAAGAAGGCAUCUACCUUUUCCCUGGCCUUUCUUCUAGGAAUGUGUCCAGAUAAGACAUAUAACUCAAAUCUAUUGUCACCUUUUGUGCUGUACAUUGUAUUUGCUCGAGUAUGCUGUUUAUGUGAACUUCAUUAAAAGAACACUAGGGUUCUGCAUGCCAUGGACGUACUAUCUAGCUAAAGCUGGAGAGUCUCCGUGGUUCAGUUAUCUGCAGCAGACUGGGAAAGUAAAUAAGCAGCCCACAGCCACAGAAUUCAGUCUUUAUUUUUAUUCCUCUUCUUUUCCCCUCCUUUUUUGUAACAUGGUAGGCUGAUAUGGUAGCUUUAUAAAGAAAUCAGUGUGAAAAUAGUAAAGUAACAAACUGAGACAGGGCAUUGCAGUUAUUAAAGGACUGCCUUGCACAAUUAAAUAAAAGCCAAACACCAUUGUUUAUAUGCUAUUUAGAAGAGAAUUAAAAAAAACUGUUGCUGAUCAGCUUACUUACUGAGGCCCAGAUUAUCUCUGGUGUUGACUAUACAUAUUAAACUUCACAUGGUUUUAAACCCUUCUUAUUUUUAUUUUUUGCCUGAAAUCAUAUUGUAGCCUUAAGGCUUGUGCCUCAUUAUGCUCUAAUGGUAAUAAAUGCUCACCAUAUAAAUACAGUAUCUUAAAAUCUCUUGUCCAUUGCUACUGUUGCAUUAUGUCCAGUAUUUCAUCAUGGGCAACCAAAGGCAGGCUAUUGUCUUUUCCAUGAAGAGCUUCUCAAAUGCAGUCCUUAAGCCCUAAAUACCUGAGUCAUAAAUGUCCCUGUGUUCUUGAACAAAGUGAGCAGAUUUGCAACCCAGUGUUUUUCAUCCUGCAGAUCUGUAUGUUUUCUAUUGACUCUUUCGAGUCCUGCAUGUAAAUCUCAAAGCUGAGCCUGGCUCCAUGAGCCCAAGUUGAUAUUUGUGGCACAAGAAUGAGUGAGUGUAUUUGAACAUACACAAGACACACAUAAAUGUAGUACUUCGAAAAUUGUGGCUACAUAAACAAUGAAGCCAAGGUAUGAUUCAAGAUACUUGCUGAGGAUUAAGUAGACCGAAAAUGUCAGAGAGCUUGCAAUGAGGGAGGGGGUUUUCUGCGAGUCUCUUAAUACACUACAUUCUGCCAGUUUAGAGUAAUCUAUAUUCUGUAUAAAUUUUAUGGUUUUUUAAAUGUCCACAUUGUCUGCCUUUUUGAUAGCGUAGAACUCCUUUUGCUUUUGUUUUUCAGAGGCUUGAGACUUAAUUCUACUCCCUGCCCAUCUGCUUUUGGGCUUUGUUUUAGGCUCAUGUUUCAGAUCUGCAUGCAGUGCUUGUUACCCUGGUAACUAAAUGUUGGUUCCUUGCUCGAGGGAUUCAACAUGGUUUUCAAGUUAUCAUGGGGCUUGUGGUGGCACAAGCUAUGGAUCUGUGUAUAAAAGUUACUGGCCUUUCUCCAUUUACCUGCUGUAGUAUUGUAUAUUGUGUGUUUUGCGUGAUGUCAGGCUGCCCUGUACAAUUUUAAACGAUGAACUUAAAAAUGCAGACCAUCCCUUUUUUGCAUGCUUAGAAAGUAGAAUGUUCAAUGUAACAAACUUAAAAGUUGCAUGUUUAAAAAUGUUUAGGUUCUUAGUUUUUUAUUUUCUUUUUGUGUUUUUUGUGGAUUUGCUUAUUGUGCUGUUUUAAUGGUGGUUAGUAGGAUUAAAUGCACUGGUGAGGCAAACAUAGUGCCAACAGGAGGUAACUUUCCAGUUGUAUGUGUCAUGCAGCGUUUGAAGGGACCAUGUACUCUCCUCAGAAUAAAAUAAAAUCAGUUGAAUUCAACCCUUAUGAUUUUUUGUGCCAAAUCUUAAGUUCAAAGUAGAGUCAUAUCGAAACCUCAAACAAUAAUGGGAAAAAGCCUUUUUCACUGGAUAUCUUUUUUACCUUCUUAAAUUGGAACCAUUAAAAAUAAUAAAAGGCUUCUCUGCAGAAACUUCAAUUGUUACAAUUUCAGAGAAUAGGAGGAAAAGUUUCAACAGUUUGUGGUUCCUUGAAAAUGCUGUGCUUUUUGUAUUUUACAUCAUUAGUGCAAUUUGGAUGGUUAUUGAUAUGUGUAUAGUUCAAAGGUCUUCGUGUUCACAUUUAAAAUUAGGUAAAUGACUUCAUCGCUAGAGCUUGGUUUCAUUUUUUAACAAUGUAGACAGUUCCCUGUUCUCUGCAUUUAGAAGUAUAAACACUUUAAAUCUGUUAAUUCUGUAAGUAAUUUUUAUAAUUAUGAUGUAACUCUAUCCUUAAAACAUUUAAAAUAAACCCUUUAUGUGCAACA